Messenger RNA from Talaromyces amestolkiae, 2139 nucleotides. RefSeq lists its product as uncharacterized. The coding region runs from base 1 to 2139 and encodes 712 amino acids. The transcript has a single exon. The record is from RefSeq and is a predicted model, not a curated record. NCBI's taxonomy places the organism in Eukaryota, Fungi, Ascomycota, Eurotiomycetes, Eurotiales, Trichocomaceae.
AUGCCAUCUAUCUGGCGACCCCAGCCCAGGAGGCUCCCAAGGCCUUUUGUGGAGGACGAGUUCGAGUCUCUCUCUCAUGAACUCGGAGGCUUAUCUCUGUUGGGGGAAAAGCCUGGGGUAGAAGGCGCAUGUGAGCGUGGAACGGUAGAUCAGCUGCCAAUUCUUCUGGAUAUUGAGAACCUUCCCCGAUCAGCUACCGCCGAUACCGACAUUUCGACUUCGCAGCCGCCUUCUCUCGUCAGCGAGUCGUCCCGGGAAAGCUCUGGGCCGCGUACACCACCACCGGUGGACUUUGUUCCACGGACUAAACAAGACCAUCGUCGGCAAUAUGACUACGGUCUUUCACAUGCGUAUCCGUAUCAACAAUCAGGGCAUGCUAGUAACUUUACUUACGGUGCAGCUGAACAUCAAUACCAAAACUCCCUGCAACGAGAGUCACACAUCGACGAGCCUCUACAGCGUCCAAAUCCUCCUCGGCGUCAGAACCAGCCGCUACCAUCUCCAAGCCUGAUAUCAGUUCCUGUUCGUUCUCGAGAUACACUAACGGUCAGAAAAGAUCAAUCCGGUACGGCUCGCAGUCGGCCCACGGUAGCAGAACUUUUGGAAGAGAAGCUCCGGCUUCGUAGUAGGUCGCAGAAGAAUCUUUAUCAAUAUGACGGCAGACGGAACGAAGACUUACAACAGUCAACCACUGUGAUUGCCUCUGCUCCACCUUCACCUGUGCAGAAACUGAGCGAGAUAUGUCCUGUGCAAUACAUCUCUCAGCCGAGUUCGCCUCUUAGUCCCCUCAGAGAAGUAUCACCGAGCGAUUCCCAGGACUGGAAUGAGUACUAUCCUUCAGUCGGUUCAGCAACGCCUCCUAGCGAAGGAAUUUCUUACUUCCCGACCACCUCUAGACAAAGACGGCCGCCAUCUCCACGACAUUCUUCUGAUGAGGGUACAGAGUAUAAGACUGUGAGGCCACGACGAGCUGUGUCUUUCAAAGAUACCCCGCAAUAUCAUGUACCAGAAUCUUUUGCGACACCAACCUUCAACCGUCACAGCUCUGAUAUCUCGCCAACUCGGACAAUUAUUCCAGCUAGUCCUAUAAAACGUGUCGCUACUCAACUACCUGACCCAUCGCAAAACCUCGCUUUGCGUCCUUGUCCAAGGACCUAUCCGGUCUCCGGGUAUCAAGACUGGUACACAAUGUCUGGACUGGAGCAUUUAAACAUUUGCCCUUCUUGCAUGAGCCAGAUCGGUAACUCCAGGUUUCAUGACUAUUUCAAACCCAGCGUUAGUAACGCGCAGGCGCGUAUAAGUUGCUCAUUUAGCGAGGUAUGGACAAGAUUGGCCUGGAUUCAGACUAUCAAAAAGAACUACGCCAAUCUGGAUUUACUAUAUGAAGUGACCCGGCCAUCAGGCUUGACCUGCCCGGGGCGCAGAUUGUCAACUCAAGCAUGGUACCGGAUGGUCGAUAGUCAGACUGGUUUGAAUGUUCCCAAAUUCGCAGCUUGCUCGGCAUGUGUACGCAAUCUGGAAAUUCUAAUGCCUCCUUUACAAUCGACUUUUCGACGUCAACCCAGCCUUCAGGAGAAAUUUUGCGAUCUCGCCGUCGACAGCCCACGAUUUGUGCAAUAUGUUGAUAUUCUCGACGCCGCAGCGACUCAAUGCGAGUACGAGCGAUACAAAUAUCCGGACAAUGGUAAAUUCGUCGACUACUUUCAGCGUAAGUACAACCUACGCGACUGCCGACGCCAACGACCUAUCCUUGGAACGUGGCAUUACAUUCCAGAACUGCCCGAGUUUACUGUGUGUGAAGACUGCUACGAUGAUGUUGUGCGUCCUCUAGCAGCAGCACAGAAGCCAAUCGCCCGACGACUAGCCAACCCUCCUCGGCUUCUACCAGGAUCUGGGCCGAACCGAUGUCGCGAGGCAAGUUGUCAACUAUACUCACCUCGCAUGCGAGCCAAAUUCAAAGACGCAGUUUUGGACAAUGACUUCCGUAUGUUAGAAUCUCAAGCAUUGAACAGAUUUGAUGCCGAGCUACGAUUUCACAACAAAGAGGACCAGUUACUUCGUGUGCCGGAGACGGAAAGGGGAUGGCAUUGGGAGGAUGAAUGGAGACACAACCUUGAAAUGUGGAAACUUUACGAAUGA